This is a messenger RNA of Didymodactylos carnosus, 1422 nucleotides long. The record is from the annotation of a GenBank genome assembly. Lineage: Eukaryota; Metazoa; Rotifera; Eurotatoria; Philodinida; Philodinidae.
AUGAGUGUUGAUUCUCUUCCAACAACAGUAUCCAAAAGUGUUAAUUCAAAACAAUUAUCUGCUAAUUAUUCCAAAUAUAAUACAUCGCUGUGUAAUAUGCGUUCAAAUACAAAUGGUCAGAAUGAUAUUAAACAAUUGGUUAACGAUACACGAAUAUCACCACAAACAAAUUCAAGUGGCUAUCACAGUGAUUUAUCAUGUUUAUCAUCGGCGAACGAAUCUCCGCAAUUAGAUGUUCAGUCAGAGACAAAUAAUAGAUGCGCGUCUUUAGCAAUAAAUUCAACGGUCAGAGAGAAAAGUGCUACUAUUUGUCAAACCAAAGAUGUUGUAUGUGCUCAUCAUGAUAAACAGGAAUCGAAUAAUAUUACUUCCAAUAAAUCUCGAUUACAUAGUUUUCUUCGACGACAAUAUCAGAAGGCAAAACAGAAACUAUCGACAAAAUCAUCAAGUAUAAAAAAAUCAUCAUCAGAUGUGACAACAACAACUCCUAUCGCCGCAACUUCAACAUUAUCAUCAAAUAUCACGGACACUUCAUUUGAUACUAGUUAUAAUAGCGGCAAUAUUAGUAAUAAUCAGAAAAAACAACCAAAACAAUACUUUACAUCCGUUUAUCAACAUUCUGCUUGUAAUGAACCGGUAUACUCUAUGUACAUCCAUCCAACUCAUCAACUAGUGUCCAAAAGUGAUUAUAUUCCGAUACACGAGUGUUAUUCAACAUCAUCACAACAACCUUAUUAUUCGGCUAAAAAUUACACUCCUCUAUCAACAGCGAAAAUUUCCAAUUAUGAAUAUUUACACAAUUCAAAAAAUUAUUCGUUUUUAAAUAACGGUCAUAAAAUGCCAUCAUGGUCAGGAAUGGGUCAGCUCGCUAAACAUACAAAUAAUUACUAUUAUCCAUAUACUGAUAAUUUUCAACAACAUCGUAACUAUCCAGUUCACCAACAACAAAUCGGUGGUACACCCACUCAUUCGAUGUAUUCCCAUUAUUCUCAAUUACUGGCACCCUAUCCGCAAACAAUACCCAAUCUAAUUUUACGUGCACCUCAUCCAAGACAAUAUCAAUAUACAAAUGAUAAUUAUGAAUACGUUUAUAAGCGUGUUCUACCUCCAUUAUCCGAUAAAUAUUAUCAAAAUUAUAUCCCAAUAAGUGAAUGUUCACAACAAUUGAGAAAUGGUGAAGAUGAUGGAAAAAGUGCAUUUAAACCUCUACGACGAAAUAUACCGAUAAAAUUAGCGAUACCAUCGACAACAAAUUUAAUCAGUGAUGAUCUUAUUAAUGAUAAACUAUGUGAUUUAGAAGUUGCCAAAUAUUUUAAAGAUAAUCCGAAUUAUUUUGAUAUUUAUAAUGAAUCAACAAAUCAUUGUUCAUAUUCAAAAACAAAUAAACAAUUAAGUCAAAAUUAUGCGGAAACAUUAUGUUAA